CUAAUUAGCAUGUUACUCAUCAUAAACCGGGAGUCAUUAAUAUUGAUGAAGAUCAUUAACGCUGCUGCUGGAAGCGAAGCGGAGGCUUUGACUCGGUGGUGGAGCUGUUUGAAAGAAUCGUCCUCUGGUGAUCACGAGCUGCGUGUCUUCCCUUCUCGUCGCUCCAGUCACCUCCCCCCACCUCUACACCCUCAGCAUGACCCGAACCAGCAGGGCGAUGUGGAGGAGUCCCACCCCCUCCACCCCCGCCAUCAGCACCACCACCACCACCACCAUCAGCACCCCGCCAGGUUAGCUAAGGUGAAGCCGGCUGCUCUCUUGGAGUCCCGGUUUCGUCAGGAGCCCGGCGGUCAUCGAACCCUCAACCUGCUGGCACGGCCGCAUCACGAGCUGCAGCAGCCGGAGAACGCUGCUGUGUCCGCGCAGCAUCUGGUCACUGUGUACCUGGCUGUGGAUGUGAGGAGGCUGAACGUCAGUCUUCUUCGGUGGUUUCGGGAAGGUGUAGCAGCAGCGCUCGGUGUUCCUGCAGGACACGUCCACAUCAACCGGCUGAAUGAGAAGAAGAAUGGCAUCGAGCUCUUCGUGUCCUCUGAUAGGCUGGGGAUCUCAGAGCCCCGCCCUGCUGAAGAGGUCAUCCAAUCACUGAACGUCAGGGUCCUUCACCGCCACCUGGGACACUUCGGCAUCACAGAGGUCUCAACGGAGAAGAACGUCCUGCAGGGCGAGCAGAAGGAUCACGUGUGGAGCAGAGAAGGUUUUUACGCCGUCGUCCUCUUCUUCACCGUCUUCGUCAUUGUCAUCACCUGCUUGAUGGUUUUGUACCGACUUAAGGAGAAGGCUCAGGUUAGUGACAGACAGCUGAAAGCUCCGCCUCCUGGGCUCCAUCUGACCUCAACCAUCCCUCCAGACUCUGCCCAGAGGUCAAAGGGCACCAAGGUUGUGACGUCAGGAAGCAUGGUCCAAGCUGAGCUCCCUCCAGCUGUAGCCACACCCAUUCCCCAGCAACAGCCAAGUGUAGCCUGCCGCCGCCUCGCUCCGCCUGUCGUCCCUCUGCCCAGCCCCGCUGCGGUCCCUGUGGUCAGCAGCAACAACCACGCCCCCCUCGCAGGUGUUGCUCCAGUGACAACCAACAACGAGCUAAAGCCCUGCCCCUCCCCCUUCAGGAUGAAACCUGCUGCAGGAUUGCAAGAAAGACGGGGGUCUAAUGUCUCUCUGGUGUUGGACAUGUCGGCUCUGGGCUCUGUGGAGCCCCUCAGUGUUGCCGUGGUAACGCCCAGAGAGUCGGCGGCGAGAGAGUACCUGUUGUCCGCUGGCCGACCGCUGACGAGACAGCAGCUCCGAGACAUCAUCAAGAACACACACAAGCUGCACGCCGAGUUCACUGAAAUUCCUAUGAAUUUCAUUGAUCCCAAGGAACUUGACAUUCUGAACCACGGAACCAAGAACAGAUACAAGACCAUACUACCCAAUCCUCAUUCCAGAGUGAUCCUGAGGUCCAAGAGCUGCAACGACCUGCUGAGCUCCUACAUUAAUGCUAAUUACAUACGGGGUUACCUAGGUGACGAGAAGGCGUUCAUCGCCACUCAGGGUCCCAUGGUGAACACGGUGAACGACUUCUGGCAGAUGGCGUGGCAGGAGGAGUCGCCGGUCAUCGUCAUGAUCACCAAACUGAAGGAGAAGAACGAGAAGUGUGUCCUGUAUUGGCCGGAGAAGAGGGGAAUCUAUGGGAAGCUGGAAGUGUUGGUGAACAGCAUCAGAGAGUGUGAACAUUACACCACUCGCAGCCUCACACUCAAGUGUGGGAAUCAAACCCGCGAGCUGCAGCAUUACUGGUACACAUCGUGGCCUGACCACAAAACCCCAGACUCCGCAUUGCCACUGCUGCAGCUGAUGGCUGAUGUCGAGGCAGACAGACAAACAGCCGCCGCCAUGGGACCAGUGAUUGUCCAUUGCAGUGCCGGGAUUGGCCGGACUGGCUGUUUCAUUGCUACAACAAUAGGCUGUCGACAGCUGCAGUUGGAGGGAGUGGUGGACGUACUGAGCAUCACCUGCCAGCUCAGAGCCGACAGAGGUGGUAUGAUCCAGACAGGUGAGCAGUACGAGUUUGUCCAUCAUGCACUGAGCCUAUACGAGGCCCGCCUCUCAGCAGAAACCGGCCAAUGAGUGUUCAUCACCAAGAGGAGACGUCUGCUGAAACCCUGAAGUGUGCUGACACAGCGAGUCCUUACCAGGUAUGAUCUCUGAGAGUUGGGAUUUCUCUGAGUAUAGGUGAUUCUGGAUGAAGACAUUGAGUUUCAUGGACAACCAAUGGGAACUGUUGUGGGCGGAGCCUGUUGAAGGAAUGAGGAAAGGUACAUUUCUGAAAAUGGAAUGUAUCCGUUCUUCUUCUGCUGUUUUUGUUUUGUCUGCGAGCGGUUCUUCAGAGGAAGUCGAGAGACCCGCCCACUUCACUUCUCUUAACCAACUGACUCUCAGAUUGUUGUUUUUAAACUAACCAGUCCUAUUACCUCUUUCCUGUCACGGAGACGUAGAAAUAGUUUGACUAAAAGUGAUGGUAUACUGUUCAAUAACACUGUUGUGUUUCUGUGUCUUAUGGGAUUUUAAAAUUAUUUUUAAUGUGGUGUUCUUAUACGAAAGGCUAUUGGAAAAUGACUGUUAGCUGGUUGCACUUUUGGUUAAGCUACUAUACCACUACUAAACCAACCCUUCAACCGUGUCCCUGUUUGUGACUUCAGCACGCCGUGGGUUACUCUGUAAUUUGGACACAUUGCUGUCCCAACACUACUGACCUUAUCAGAAGAGUUGAAAAAAAUGUAUUUAUUUUUAUUCAGUCAGUUUAACAGGACAACUUACAAACACAGACAAAAACCAACAGUAACUAAUAAUAAUAAUAACGAAAAUAAACACAUUAGGGUGCUUUUAAUCCAUUAUGCCUUCACCAAGCGGUGACCAUCUUUCCAUAAACGUUUCUGUUUCCAGUCGAAGCCUUGCUGCUGUGAUCUUCACCACAACGUUCACCGUCUUAACCCUUUCUCUGUGCUGUUCAGUGCUUAGGGAUUGAGGCAUACCAAAAAAUAAAAAGUGCUGGAUUCAUAUUAAAAUCCAGCUGAGUAAUUUAUCAAACAUGCAUUUUUCCUGUUUAUAUAUAUGUUAACACUACACUACUAUGUGCUAUUUUUUAAACCAGUGUUGAUCAGGUGAGCCAGUGCUGUGAUCAAAACAGUGACAGUUUUUGCCCAAUUAAAAAAAAAACAACUUAUCUUUUUCCCCUACAGUCUUCACCGCUCUGCUAAUUUUUUUACUGGAGGUACAUUAUGUCUGUGGCCUGGUAACUUACAGAGUGCCAAGGCCACAAAUGGAACUACCUCCAGCCAUAUAACACAUGCUAAAAGCUAACAAUGUAAUGAUGAUUAAACUCCUGCUAAAUCCUGUACAACAGCAAUCCCACAGAGGCUCAUUCUAGCGUUAGAUGAUGAUGUUAAUACGCAUGUUACACUAAUAAAUGGACAUUAACCUAUUAGCUCAUGGUAUUACUAGCACGCUAUGCUAAUGUAAUUAUUUCAUUAAGCCGAUUAAAUCUAGUUUUCUGCUGUUUAAACCAUGCUUGUAAAAUAUUAACACUUUAAUGUUGCAAUAUUUUUUUUGCACUACUCAACAGUUAAAACCCCCAUGAGGAUCUGACAGUACAGGAACACUGAUAGAGAUCCAGGUAUCUUACCAUAUGGAUGCAAUGUGCCGUCAUGUUAAAAUUAUAGAAAUACCACAAGCUAGCUAAAUAAUCACGUGGCACUUUUGAAAUCGAAGAACAGUUUGCUGAGUCGGUCCUGACACAACACAGGUUUAGAAGAACUUGUUCUGCUUGUUCUCAGAGUUUACACUCAGCACUUAACCUUGUUUCUUGCAUUGACAAUUCCCUUGUUGUGUGAAAUAUUACUUUAUACCAAAAAUGUGAAACAAUUUAAGUCACAAUGGUGCAAUCGUUUCAUGGAUGUGAUGUUGUAAAUUAUGUUAUCUAGUGAGUGAGUUAUUUUGGUGUAUCAGAGUAAUAAUAACUUUAUUUUUAUACUGUUUUUACAUGUUUUUGAUGUGUUUAGCAGCUAUCAGCCAUUUGUCGACUCGCAUGAACGCUCUUUAUCUGGGGCACAAACCUCAUCUCUGAAUUAUCAGUUUAACAGGAGCUGGAAGGAAAUAACAGCUGACUCUUUUAUCACAGCAGCAAAGUUGAAAUUUGAACAAGUCAAACCUCACCCCUGUUUAAACUGUGUUUAAACAUUAACAUUGCAUUGAAAAAUGUCCAAAUAGAAACCAGAAAAGCUCACUUAUCUGGACCAUCUGAGUCAUUGGCACAUGAGACAAAAUGUCAUUAAAUGAGUAAAAUUCAGUUUUUCAUACGUCCCAUAUAAUUAUAUAUUUUAGAAUAAAAUUUGAAGCAAAAAUAAAAGUGCUGAGGUGGUUUUGCCAGUUCCUGGGGUGUUGACUUGUUUUAGAGAUUUGAGGUUUCUACAGUAAUGCCAUUAAUGGACAACAUUAACAUAAACAUAUAAUCUGCUCUCUGUGUGAAUGGGAUAACAUUGUACAGUACACGUUAAAGUGCUAUUAAAACCGAUGUGGGCAGUUACAUUUCAGUCCUCGGAUCACAAACAUGGAGAUCUUGCUGCUAAAACUGGGAGCGUCGGGACCAGACAGCUGAUGGACAGUAAAUGAGUGAAACUUUGAAGACUCUUCUUUUUCUAUGUACCAAUAUAUUUUUAUUUAUAUCUUUACUUGUGAUACAAUCAAGAGACUUUGGACCUGCGUCUGUUUGUCUACACGUCCAACAUGCCUCCUGGGAUCAUCAUCAACCCACUUUUCACUGGAGUCAAUUCAAAUCGGAUCAAUUUCAAAACUGAAAAUGGUUAAAAAUCUGACAUAUGACAGUGUGAUAGUGAUGUAAUGUUUAGUUUGAACUGGCUGAAGUGAAAGGGAGUUGAGCCCUGCCUCCAUUCCCACUGCAGCAGUGGGUACAACAACACACACUGCCUCUGACGUAGUAUUGUGUAUGUACAGUAGGUGGCGGUUGAUGUCCUGUACUUUAAUGUUGUUGACUGACUGAUGGGGAUUAAAGGGACACUAAACAUUUUUAAUUUUAUACAGUUGUCCUGCUGUUGUCGCACUGUAGAGGAAAGUCUGUAUGCACUUUAUUUUGGAGGUCCUUACAGUUUCCUGUCCAGGAAACUGAGACACGUGGAAAGUAUGAAAAAUCUGAUCUGCAACUAAUGAUUAUUUUCAUUAUCGAUUAAUCUGCUAAUCUAUCUUUUGAUUACUCAUAGAAAAUUUCUCUGCUGUUUGCUGAGGUGGCGUCUUCAACCAAACCCCCCCCACCCAAGAUCCCAAAUAUUCAGUUUGCAAUGAUAAAGGACAGAGAAGAGUAGCAGGUGGCUUGGUAAUAACAGGAUGUAACAGCACUUGAUAAAUACUGUUAUUGAGAAAUAUCUUUUCUUCUGAACAGGACUUUGUGCACGUGCAGUGGAGGUAAUCCAUCCAUACUAUUAGAACUUUAUUUCAAACCUUUUAAAGAUACCAAAUAUGUCACUAAACUUUUAACUCAAGAAAUAGAGCAGUUCAUCUCACUAAUUAGCUAUGACACUCAUGGUAAUGCAAACAUGGCGUUUAGUUGGUCAGACAGCAUCUGUUAGAGAGACAGUUUGAUGUGUUUUAACCUUGAAAAACAAAACUGCCACAUUAAAAUUAAAAAUGUUAGAGUCCCUUUAAACUUCCACUGUGGACAUUACAGCUCAGUCAGAGUUCACCUGAUGCUAAUUAGUGUACGUACAGUACAUGUUUUUUUUAAUGUAUUACUAAUCAACUUGAAUGUUGUAACAUUAACCACUGCGUAGUGCUGUAACCUCUUUAUCUACUCUACAUAUAUACUGUUACCUGUAAUCUGUACGUAAAGACUCUGGACAUAAAAACAGUGGAGCUCUGACUCUUGUCUGGGACUGACUGUCUCGAACCCAGGACCCAGGA
Toxotes jaculatrix (banded archerfish) is the source of this 6006-nucleotide messenger RNA. It is a transcript of the gene ptprr, whose product is annotated as protein tyrosine phosphatase receptor type R. The record is from RefSeq and is a predicted model, not a curated record. NCBI's taxonomy places the organism in Eukaryota, Metazoa, Chordata, Actinopteri, Toxotidae. Gene Ontology annotation, molecular function: protein tyrosine phosphatase activity. The transcript has 16 exons. The coding region runs from base 10 to 2163 and encodes 717 amino acids. Gene Ontology annotation, biological process: protein dephosphorylation.